Chaetomium globosum CBS 148.51 is the source of this 1776-nucleotide messenger RNA. RefSeq lists its product as uncharacterized. Gene Ontology annotation, molecular function: flavin adenine dinucleotide binding; thiamine pyrophosphate binding; magnesium ion binding. Gene Ontology annotation, biological process: L-valine biosynthetic process. The transcript is spliced from 3 exons. The coding region runs from base 1 to 1776 and encodes 591 amino acids. Gene Ontology annotation, cellular component: acetolactate synthase complex; mitochondrion. The record is from RefSeq and is a predicted model, not a curated record. NCBI's taxonomy places the organism in Eukaryota, Fungi, Ascomycota, Sordariomycetes, Sordariales, Chaetomiaceae.
AUGUACACCACGUCGUUCGCCUUCUUCGAGGCGCUAUGGGACGCCGGCGUGGAGUAUGUCUUUGUCAACCUGGGCUCCGACCACCCCAGCAUCAUCGAGGCCAUGGUCAAGGGCUCCCGCGAAAAGAAGGGCCAGUUCCCGCGCAUCAUCACCUGCCCCAACGAGAGGGGGGGCCAUGUUCAUGGCAAAAGGUUACGCGCGCCUGAACAACAAACCGCAAGCCGUGAUCGUGCACGUCGACGUCGGGACCCAAGGGCUUGGGGCAGCCGUGCACAACGCGAGCGCGGGACGCGCGCCACGUGCUCGUGUUCGCGGGCAUCUCGCCCAUCACGCAGGAAAGGGGAGCUGCGCGGCUCGCGCACCGGAGUUCAUCCACUGGAUUCCAGGACGGUGCCCGACCUAGAAGCAGAUCGGCGCGCAGUACUGCCGCUAUGCGGCCGAGCUAGAAAGACGGGGGUCAAUGUCAAGCAGAUGGUGAAUCGCGCGCUGCAGUUUGCGCGGUCGGGGCCGCAGGGGCCGGUGUAUUUGUGUGGGUCGAGGGAGGUCAUGGAGAUGGAGAUGGAGCCGUAUGAGAUUCGCCAGGAGGAGUGGGAGCCCGUGGAGCUGGGGGGGUUGCCGGCGGGCGCGGUGCGCAGGAUUGCCGAGGCGUUGGCGGGGGCUAAGGAGCCGUUGCUGGUCACGGGGUAUGGCGGGCGGAAUCAGGCGAUGCCGGCGGCGUUGGUGGAGUUGGCGAAUACGGUGAAGGGGUUGCGGGUGUUGGAUACGGGCGGUAGUGAUAUGUGCUUCCCGGCGGACCACCCGGCGUGGUUGGGGCUGAGGUAUGGCGUGGAGGCUGCGGUCACGACGGCGGAUGCGAUCGUUGUUCUGGACUGCGACGUCCCCUGGAUCACGACGCAGUGCAAGCCGAAGGCCGACGCCAAGAUCUUCCACAUCGAUGUCGAUCCGCUGAAGCAGGUCAUGCCGCUGUAUUACAUCGCUGCGCAGCAUCGGUACCGCGCGGAUGGGUUGACGAGCGUGGAGCAGAUCACGGCGCUGCUGCAGAAGGAUGAGGGGUUGAAGGCGCAGUUGUCGAGCGCCGAGAGCGACAAGAGGUGGGCGGCCAUGGAGGAGUCUUACAAGAAGCAUUUGGAGACGAUCGCGGUCCGGUCCAAGCCGCUCGAGAAUGGCGAGUUUGGGACGAGCCACCUGUGCGCGAAGCUAAAGGAAUUGUGCCCCGAGGACACCAUCUGGGCCAUCGAGGCCGUCACCAACACACUGUUUGUGCACGAAAGCCUCCAGCCAAAGCUGCCGGGGCAGUGGAUCAACUGCGGCGGCGGCGGUCUCGGCUGGUCCGGUGGUGGCGCCCUUGGUAUCAAGCUAGCGACGGACCAUGAGGCGAAGCUCAAGGGUGAAAAGGGCAAGUUUGUGGUACAGAUCGUGGGUGAUGGCAGUUACCUCUUUUCGGUACCAGGGAGCGUGUACUGGAUCGCCAAGCGGUACAACAUCCCCAUCUUGACUAUCGUACUGAACAACAAGGGCUGGAACGCGCCACGCAAGUCCCUCCUCCUCGUCCACCCCGAAGGACUCGGGUCGCAAGCGAGCAACGAGGAGAUCAACAUCUCCUUCGACCCAUCCCCGGAUUAUGCCGGCAUCGCAAAGGCCGCUGCCGGAGGGGACAUCCACGCCGCCAAGGUUGAUAAGGCGGCUGACCUGGAACGGGUACUCAAGGAGGCCAUCGAGGUCGUCCAGGGGGGGCAGACUGCGGUGCUUGACUGCAAGGUUUCCAUGGGCUGCUAG